Molecule: messenger RNA, 1305 nt
Organism: Baudoinia panamericana UAMH 10762
Lineage: Eukaryota; Fungi; Ascomycota; Dothideomycetes; Mycosphaerellales; Teratosphaeriaceae
Exons: 2
Coding region: 1-1305 (434 amino acids)
Biological process (GO): autophagy of mitochondrion; protein localization to phagophore assembly site; nucleophagy
Cellular component (GO): extrinsic component of membrane; phagophore assembly site membrane; cytosol
Molecular function (GO): phosphatidylinositol-3-phosphate binding; phosphatidylinositol-3,5-bisphosphate binding; protein binding
Source: RefSeq, a predicted model, not a curated record
AUGAACACGCGACAAGCCAUACAGCCGACAAAUCUGCCCGCGGUACUGGCCGUCAGCUUUUCUUGCUCGCGCAACCGCUUUAUUGCUGGUCUGUCAGCUGGCUUGCGUUGUUUCCGCAUCGAUAAUUGCCUCAUAACCUACGACCCUGUCUUACCCAAAGCAGGCGGUGUCGCCAUCGCCGUGGCAUUGGAUGAUCGGUAUCUGGCCUUUGUAGGUGGCGGACGAUCACCGGCCGAGAAGCCUAGCGUUCUCGUCUACUGGGAUGCCUUGCUUGGUCAUGAAGUCACCCGGUUCGACCUUCACGAGCCUGUGCUUGGAGUUCGCGCGAACGAAAAGUACCUGAUUGUGCUACUUGCCCAGAGAGUAGUGGUCUUCCAGUAUCAAGAAGUGCACCCCGAAGCUCCACCAACGCCACCACGAGACGACAACGACAACGAGCCAACGAUCACGCACGACAACACUGUCGUGCCGAACAUUGUCAAGGCAGUGUACUCCACUGCGGAGAACACUAAAGCCAUUGCAGCUCUGCAAGGCGACCUUCUCGUGGUGCCGGCGCAAACGACUGGUCAGGUCCAACUCAUUCCGCUCCGGGGCGGCUCCAAGCGCGUCCACCGAGCCCAUCAAUCCGCGAUACGCUGCAUCACAAUCUCUGACGAUGGCACUUUGCUAGCCACCGCAAGUGAACAGGGCACGCUCAUCCGUCUCUUCGACCUCCGCUCACUUGACUGCCUUGGCGAAUACCGUCGUGGCAGCGAUCACGCAGUUAUCUUCAACCUCGCCAUCUCACCAGGCAACCGCUGGCUAGCUGCAACGUCCGACAAAGGUACCCUACACAUCUUCGACCUACGCCCACCUGAUCCCGCCAUUCUCGCGGCGGCACAGGAGAAAGCGGCACGAGAACGCCAACAACAGCAUCGCAAUCCUUUCGCUCCACGCAUCCUCAGCGACGUCCGAAGCAUCGUCAGCACACCCUUCUACCUAGGCAAUGACCCGCCUCAUUGGCAGGGGGGACCGGCAUACGCUUGGACUAUGGCCCCAAACGGAACAAGGAAGAAGGUUCACAGGCCUGUCGAGCCAAUACCUGGGAAUCCUUCAGGUAGACCUCCAAAGGGUGUACUAGCUUUUGCGCCAAAGGGCACGAAAGGUGUCAGCGACACUGACGACGAAGGCGCAAGGCUGUACAUCGUAGGCGGGGGCAGCGAAGCACGCUGGGAACUGUUCGACCUUUUGCCUACCGAGGACGGAAACUGGGCACUUAUCACGCGCGGGUUCCGCCGCUACCUAACGCGCCAGUUCGUUGACUGA